UUGCCGUCUUCCGCCCUACCGCCUCCUCUAUCGCUUCGCACUUCUCCCCGAGACCCAACGUUCCCGCUCUGGAACUUGGCUCUUCUUUUCCUUUUCAAUCAAUGGAGACAGUGGAGGAGCUACCUAGAGGCUAGAAUUGCUAGAUCCAUAGAGAAAAUGGGAAAGCCCCCUCCCUUCAGGCUUUCCCCUCCCACCCUGGUGGAGUUUAACGGGUGUACCUGUGUCAUCAGCAGCUGCCAUCUCACAAUGUUGCGAUCGGCGGCUUUUCCGUCCGGUCUCAAGCCUCGCAGUCAACGUAGUAAGAAAUGGCUCACAGCAACUAUGCUUUCAUGUUGUUGUAUCGGAGUACCAUUCCGAAUUUGUGAGUCCGUGAGGAAACACAUAUCGGUAGUCAAAAUAUUAGUGAUGUGUUAGUGAUGGGAAGGAAGUCAACCGGAUUGAUCCGAGCUUUCCUACGUGCUCCGGUCCAGUCUUGUGUUGCAAGGGGACGAAGUUCGCCUCAUUGCGACACAACCAACCCACAAGGCCAAUCCCACACAUGUUACGUCUUGGGACGAAAAGAUGUGGCCAAUACCGACGAAACCACCAAGUCACUGUGCA
This is a messenger RNA of Colletotrichum godetiae, 600 nucleotides long. RefSeq lists its product as uncharacterized. The transcript has a single exon. Lineage: Eukaryota; Fungi; Ascomycota; Sordariomycetes; Glomerellales; Glomerellaceae. The coding region runs from base 157 to 414 and encodes 85 amino acids. The record is from RefSeq and is a predicted model, not a curated record.